Molecule: messenger RNA, 2109 nt
Organism: Neoarius graeffei (lesser salmon catfish)
Lineage: Eukaryota; Metazoa; Chordata; Actinopteri; Siluriformes; Ariidae
Exons: 4
Coding region: 1-1959 (652 amino acids)
Source: RefSeq, a predicted model, not a curated record
AUGGCUGAGGGAUUGGACACAGGAGAUGGAGAAGGAGACCAAAAAGACCUUCCACCUCACCCGUGGCCUUAUCUGAAAGAAUUCUUUGAAAUCGUCGGAAGCAAAAACGACUCGUUUCAAAUGCAGUGCAAACUCUGCAUCCCGAAGACGCACGUCCUUCUGGCUUUCAAAAACUCGCCGUCAAAUUUGAAAAAACAUAUAGAGAGAAAACAUGGUAAUCAUCUCGAAUGCUACAAAGCCCUAACUUCAACGGCCCUGAGGAGAAAGGCUGAAGGAACACCUGAGCAAGGCCCACCAGCACCCAAACAAUCAAAAUUGUUCAACAGCAGGUCGGUGUCCCAGGCCAGUGUCGAUAAAAAAAUCCUCAACUUUAUUGUGCAAGGUCUACAUGCAACCAACACAGUGGAGCAGCAGGGGUUCAAAGAGCUGAUUCAGCAUCUUCAGCCAAAUUUAAAUGUCAUGUCACGUAAUACCGUUGUGAACAAAAUUCAGAAAAUGUCUCUGGAAAUGAAGAACAACCUGAAGGCAGCAAUGAGUAAAAUUGACUACAUAGGCACGACAACUGACUGCUGGACAGCAUAUAGGAGAGGCUUUCUGGGCGUAACAGCCCAUUGGAUUGACCCUACCACCAUGACCAGACGGUGUGCUGCCCUAGCUUGUAAGCAGCUGAAUGGGCCCCACACCUUCUCUGCCCUUGCCAGUGCAUUAAACGAAGUUCAUUGCGAAUUCAACAUCCGAGACAAAAUCACGCGCACUACGACUGACAAUGGCUCCAAUUUCAUAAAAGCUUUUAAGCUGUAUGGACAGACUGAUGAAAACAACAACCCAGGUGCUUGUUUUGUUGAGGGUGGUGAAGGCAAAGAUGACGGUGGUGAAUCCAUUGAUGAGGAAUUGGAGAGUGAGGGCAUGGAGUUAAUCGAUGCUGGAGCGAUACUUGAUGAAGCUGAAGAUGACACCCUGGAAUACCAACUUCCCAGGCACCAUCGCUGUGCUUGCCACCUACUUAAUUUAGUGUCAACUGUUGAUGUUGAGGAGGCCAAUGUCAACAGCGCCUACAAGAGGGUUUCACGCUUAGCCUUUUCAAAGUGUUGGGGACUUUGGAACAAAAGCGCAAGAUCUACCACAGCAGCAGAGGUUAUCGAAAAGAACUGCAAACUGCAACUAGUGAGGCCGAAUGCUACAAGAUGGAAUUCCAUGUUCCUGGCGGUGGAGAGGAUCAUCAGAAUAAAAAGGGAGCAGGGAGAAGGAGCCAUCACAGCUGUAUGCAGCGCACUGAAGAUAGCCAUGUUCACACCUGUGGAGCUUGCAUUCCUGGCCGAAUACACAAAGACCAUGGCCCCGGUGGCGAAGGCCCUGGAUGUGCUGCAGGGAGAGACGAAUGUGCAGAUGGGCUGGUUGGUGCCAACAAUCACAAUACUCAAGAAUAAGCUCCAGAGCCUCAGCAUUUCCUCCAAGUACUGUAGGCCUUUAAUCGAUGCUCUACUAAAAGGCCUUGAGAAGCGAUUUGAACAAGUCCUCAAAGAACCAGAGCUAAUCGCUGCUGCAAUCCUCGUGCCCAAAUUCAAGACAGGCUGGACAAGUGACGAUUGCACCCUGACACUUGGUCUUGACUACAUUAAAAGUCACUUGAAAGACCAAACUGAGGAGGAUCAAGUUGAGAGCUCGCCGUCUUCUUCAGAGGAGGACUUCUUUUCUUCAAUCAAGCAGGCCAGUUCCCAAGAAAACGCCAAACAGCUGGAGACUUACCUUGGCUCCCCAGGUGAUACAAUGGAUGCACUGAAGUCUUUCCCAGCAAUUUGCACCCUUUCCCUCAGGCUUAACACUGCACUCCCAGCCUCAGCUGCAUGUGACAGACUGUUUAGUGUAGCGGGACUGAUCUUCCGUCCAAAAAGGGCACGUAUUGAUCACAAGAACUUUGAGAAUCAGCUUCUUUUGAGGCUCAACAGAGCAUUUUGGUAGUCUGAAUGGGUAUGCUGUCUUCCUUUCCAUAAUGGUGCACACACCACACACCGUCAUACUUCUUGACUGUCCAGGUUUUAUGGUCCAUUGUUUGAAGGGUUCUAUGAACCCCUUCAUUACAUUGAUAUCAUUACACACACACACACACAC